UCUGGUACCUUGGUAGCAUCUGAAACAUCAUCGGUCAUAACGACACAAAUGGCCAGUCAGUCCCAAGGUAUCCAGCAGCUCCUGCAAGCCGAGAAGCGGGCGGCUGAGAAGGUGGCAGAUGCCAGAAAGAGAAAGGCCCGGCGUCUGAAGCAGGCAAAGGAAGAGGCACAGAUGGAAGUGGAGCAAUACCGCAGAGAAAGAGAACAGGAAUUCCAGAGCAAGCAGCAGGCGGCCAUGGGCUCCCAGGGGAACCUGUCUGCUGAGGUGGAGCAGGCUACAAGGCGCCAGGUGCAGGGCAUGCAGAGCUCCCAGCAGAGAAACCGAGAACGUGUCCUGGCCCAGCUUCUUGGCAUGGUCUGCGACGUCAGGCCCCAGGUCCACCCCAACUACCGGAUUGCUGCUUAGAAUCCACCCCAGGGCCUGACUCCUCCUGCCAGUUCCUUCCUUCAAAGAACUCCCUAAGUCAAAAUCACCUCCCACCAUAAUCCUUCUCUCCUUUCCACUCCCUAGAAAUUCUUGGAAGCAGGCUCCAAUAAUUCUCCCUUGAAAUUCAUAAAUGUCCUGCUGAGACCUGAAUCUCCUGAUUGUCCUUUAACCUUCAGUGGGACCUCAUAAACUCCCAAGUCACCCUCAUGAAAUUUGUAGCAUGGAGAAAUAGGGAUGUGGAAAAUACUAACUUCAAAGCCUGGAAGGCUUGGGUCUCUCUCCCAACCCUGCCACUUGCUGGCUUGGCAACCAGGACAAGCUACUUCAGCUGUAGCCCCAGUGUCCUCUGCAAGACUGGAAUAGUAACAAUCAUGCCUACUUUGCAGGGUUGCUGCAAUUACUAGGAUUCUUCCGUAAAGAGCCUAGCAUGGUUUCUGGCAUGUGGUAGCUGUGGUCCAAUAAAUGGCAACCCUGUUAUAUUAUUACUAUUCCCUGCCCACCUACCAAAACCUAAACACAGCUGAUUCCUCACUUCUGUCUGUGGCUUUCUAAUUCUACUCAUUCAUUCUGUGGUGCGAGUAAUUCUCUAAAGAAUUGGUUCUUCCCACCUCUUUUCCCAGAGACCUUAUGAUCCCUGAAAAAAUGAAAUGAUGAUCUCAUUUAGCCUCUCUACUGUGGUUCCAGGAAGAUGUUUGCAUUUCUUAGCCUCUCUUUUUGUCUCUCUUAAAUUGGUCUUUCUCUUUAUUGGAUUUCCCUCUCUCCCUAAUUCUCCAAAGACCCAUCAGAUGUUCACUGCUUCCUGAGAUCUAAAGUGACCCUGUUCCCUCGUAUGCAUGGCCUUCCUUUCUACAUCUUCAACACCUUACUUUGCCUUUGUAACAAUAAAAAAGUGUCAAUAAAAUAAUU
Camelus dromedarius (Arabian camel) is the source of this 1332-nucleotide messenger RNA. It is a transcript of the gene ATP6V1G2, whose product is annotated as ATPase H+ transporting V1 subunit G2. Bases 49 to 405 code for a protein of 118 amino acids. Gene Ontology annotation, cellular component: vacuolar proton-transporting V-type ATPase complex. Lineage: Eukaryota; Metazoa; Chordata; Mammalia; Artiodactyla; Camelidae. The transcript has 3 exons. Gene Ontology annotation, biological process: proton transmembrane transport. The record is from RefSeq and is a predicted model, not a curated record. Gene Ontology annotation, molecular function: proton-transporting ATPase activity, rotational mechanism.